UCGCGAGAGUUGGGUUCGUGCGCAGCCGGUCAGUCGCACAAGGUCAGCGGCACUUGCGCGAGCAGCGGUCUGUCAGACGAGCACUUUCUAGAAGCGGCGACAGAGCUCUCCCGGUUUCAGUCCGGUUCACCAGUAAAGAUAAGUGUGUCUCGGUUCAGACAUGGCCAGAGGAAGCCGCAGCCGUCCCUCAGCAGCCAGUCCAGCUCCAUCCCAUGCUCCAGCACCCGCUCAUCCGCCUCCCGCCGCCCUGGCCCCAGCUCCAACACAGUCCCAGGGGCCUGGCCUCAUGGCCCAGAUGGCUACCACAGCUGCCGGGGUGGCAGUAGGCUCAGCUGUGGGCCACGUUGUCGGCAGUGCCCUCACCGGAGCGUUCAGCGGGAGCAGCAGCAGCAGCAGUCCAGAGCCAGCCAAGCCUGCAUACCAGGAGCCCCCCCGGCCCGCCCCGGCCCAGCAAGGCCCCUGUCAAUUUGAGGUCAGACAGUUCCUAGACUGUGCCACCAACCAGUCUGACCUGAGUUUAUGUGAGGGCUUCAACGAGGCGCUCAAACAGUGCAAGUACUCCCACGGUGUGACAUCACUGGUGUGAAGGAUGGGUGUCAGCUAUCAUAUUUGUACAUGUUGUAGGCACAAAUCUGAAGCUGUACCUCAGGAAGUGAGCUUGUUGUUUGUCUUGUUGAUUGAUGACUGUGUAAUGUAUGAAAUGUUUUUGCUAAUGUACGGCAAUAAACCUUUAAUAAACAGCUGCUAUCUACUCCCACCA
Messenger RNA from Morone saxatilis (striped sea-bass), 760 nucleotides. It is a transcript of the gene chchd10, whose product is annotated as coiled-coil-helix-coiled-coil-helix domain containing 10. Lineage: Eukaryota; Metazoa; Chordata; Actinopteri; Moronidae. Gene Ontology annotation, cellular component: nucleus; mitochondrion. The transcript has 4 exons. The record is from RefSeq and is a predicted model, not a curated record. The coding region runs from base 161 to 586 and encodes 141 amino acids. Gene Ontology annotation, biological process: mitochondrion organization.